UAAAGAUGCAUCCCCACGGCAUCAUGAAACGAAAAACUAUUACGUUUACGCUGAAAUGGGACUAGCCCUUAACACCUAUAGUUUUACUUCUAACAACUUUUAACUUUAUGGUCAUUUCGGAAUUGUGAAGCGUGUGAAGCAUUUUGUUUGCCCUGUGACAAUGUAGAUAUUAAUCAAUCUUUUUCUAAUAUAUUGUUAAGUUUAGUGAAUUUUAUCGGUGCAAUUUUCAAUAAAUUCUUACAAAUUUAAAAUGAGUAAGUCCAAACGCACUUAUACGAAAAAGUAUAAUGAAAGUUGGGAAAAGGAACCUGAAUUUAGAGACUGGCUACAAAGAACGACUGAUAUUUUAAUUCAAAUGGGAAAACAAGAGGCUUAUUGCCGAUUAUGCAAAUCGACACUUCGUCCUCAUAGAACUGAUUUAUCUGAUCACGCUAAAACUACCAAACAUCAGAGAGCUUUGUCUAAUUUACCAAAACCAGGAAGCGGUCAACUAAAAUUAAAUUCUUAUCCAGGUUUCGAAGGUACAAGUGAAGAGUCGAAGAAAUGUGAUCUUAAGAUCUCCGUUUUCACAGCGUGUCACACCAGCACUCGAGCUGUUGAUCAUCUGGGUGAAUUAUUAAAACAGAUUGCAAAUGGAUCUUCAGUUUUGAGUGAGCUUAGACUUCACAGAACUAAGUGUUCGAGAUUGAUUGCCAGAGUAAUUGCUCCUUGUUUUUUAAAAGAAUUAUUAAGAGAUGUUGGAGAAAGUUAUUUUUCAAUAAUUUGCGACGAAUCUACCGAUGUUUCGGUUCACAAGUUUAUGGCAUUAUGCAUCAGAUACUAUAGCUAUGAAAAAGGAGAAAUGAUUACCGAUUUUUUAGGAAUUGUAGAAGUGACACAAACUACAGCAGAAAAAUUAUACGAAGUUUUUAAACUUUUUAUAAAAGAGGUUGGAGUAAAAUUAGAGCGAAUGAUUGGUUUAGGAACUGAUGGUGCACCUAACAUGUGCGGAGCACACAAUUCUUUAUAUGCUUAUUUAAGAAAAAAUAAUAGUCCUUUUCUUCAAUUAUUGAGAUGUGUUUGUCAUGUUCUGGACAAUGCUUGCUCAGCCGCUAGUAAAGUGCUUCCGUCGUCAUUGGAAUAUUUAAUUAGAGAAUCCACAAAUUGGUUUUCGUUGAGCGCUCUUCGCAAAGAUCACUAUUCGACUCAUUACCAGAAUCUUCACUGUGGUCAAAAUCCCCCACUCUUAAUAAAAUUUGCAAAAACUCGAUGGCUCUCCUGGUAUGGAGCAGUGUCGCGUCAUUUGGACCAGUAUAUGCCUCUAAAAUCUCAUUUUGAGGUGGUUGCUGCAUACAUCUUUCGAAAAAUGUCAUACUGCUAA
This is a messenger RNA of Leptopilina heterotoma, 1360 nucleotides long. RefSeq lists its product as uncharacterized. NCBI's taxonomy places the organism in Eukaryota, Metazoa, Arthropoda, Insecta, Hymenoptera, Figitidae. Bases 251 to 1360 code for a protein of 369 amino acids. The record is from RefSeq and is a predicted model, not a curated record. The transcript is spliced from 4 exons.